Molecule: messenger RNA, 1290 nt
Organism: Rangifer tarandus platyrhynchus (Svalbard reindeer)
Lineage: Eukaryota; Metazoa; Chordata; Mammalia; Artiodactyla; Cervidae
Source: the annotation of a GenBank genome assembly
AUGGCAAGGCCCCUGCGCUUCUCAGAUGCGAUCAUCAUGGCACCUGAAUUACUGAUUCUUUUGGGGGUGGCAGUAAUACUGCAAGCAGAUUUACUUCCUGAUAAAAAAUUUUUACUUCUACCACCAGUCAAUUUCACCAUUAAAGCUGUCAAUUUAGCUCAAGUUCUUUUACGUUGGGAACCAAAUCCUGAUCAAGAACAAAGCAAUGUCCAGCUAGGAUAUCAUGUGAAAAUAAAUGCUCCACAAGAAGAAGAUUACGAAACCAGGAACACUGAGAGCAGCCUCGUAACCAUCCUUCACAAAGGCUUUUCAGCAAGUGUGCAGACAGUGCCGUGGAACGACCAUCCCCUACAAGCCAGCAGCUGGGUUUCUGCGGAACUUAAAGCCCCACCAGGGUCUCCUGGAACUGAGAUUGUGAAUUUAACUUGCACCACAAACACGAAGGCAGAUAAUUACACACACACAGGACCAUACCAAGUUUCUCUUCACUGCACCUGGCUUGUUGGCAAGGACGCCCCUGACGACACACAGUAUUUCCUCUACUAUAGGUAUCGCUCUCGGACUGAAGAAUGCCAGGAAUACAGCAAAGACGCCCUGCGGAGAAAUGUUGCCUGCUGGUUCCCCAGGACUUUCAUCAACAGCAAAGGGCGAGACUCCCUUGCAGUGUAUGUUAACGGCUCCAGCAAGGAAGCUGCGAUCAAGCCUUUCGAUCAGCUCUUUGCCCUUCAUACCAUUGAUCGAGUAAAUCCUCCAGUGAACGUCACAGCAGAGAUCAAAGGAACCUGUCUCUCUAUCCACUGGGAAAAACCAGUGUCUGCUUUUCCAAGCCACUGCUUUGAUUAUGAGGUGAAAAUUUACAAUGCAAAGAAAGGAUAUUUUCAGACAGAAAAAAUGACAACCAAUACACUCAUCACCAUAAUUGAUGAUGUUUCUAAGUAUUACAUUCAAGUGAAAGCAGCAGUGAGUCCUGUGUGCAGAACAACAGGGCUCUGGAGUGAGUGGAGUCAACCUAUUUAUGUGGGGAAGGAUGAUCAGAAGCCCUGGAGAGAGUGGUUCCUUAUUGCAGUUAUGAUGACCAUCUGCUUCAUCUUGUUAAUUUUUUCACUCAUUUGCAGAAUAUGCCACUUAUGGACCAAGUUGUUUCCACCUGUUCCAGUGCCAAAAAGUAAUACUAACGAUUUCUUAGUAACCAUCAACAAUGAGAAAACUGGUUCCAGUGAAACAGAAAUUGAAGUCAUAAGUUAUGUGGAGCAGGCUGGAUUUGAGACCCUGGAAGACUCCGUGUUUUGA